CUCUUGAAUAUACACAAGGCAGUACGGGCGUCCAGGCGAUUCGCGAGCGGGUACACCGAGGCUCAGAGCCGUCCAGGUGCCCCGCCCAGACCGCAGAGCUCGAUUAGGGGCUGAGGUGAAGCCCCGCGGCCAGGAGGGCUGAGUGAGUACCUCCCGGGUUCCCCGAAACUCACCUUCUUGGCUCGGGGGCUUCCGGCCAGUGCCAUCGCGCGGCGGCUGUGGCGGGCGCUGAGUGGCGGGCAGCGCACGGAGCCAGAAGCCCGCCCCUCGCCGGGGGGAGGGUCCCGCCGCCUCCUGCCGGCCCCGCCGCCCCGGCUGUCUGCUGGCUUGGGAGUAGGUGCCCGCGCCCUCGCCCUAUGGCCUCGACCUCGCCAUGUUCCGCUCGGGUGCGCUGCAGCUGCGGGGCUUCCCGCUGCGGGGCUCGCUCGGCCGCCCACGCUCCGUCUGCGGCCGCGAAGGAGAAGAAAACCCACCCUUAUGUGCAGAAACAAGAUGGAAAGACAGAGCAGAAACAGUGAUAAUUGGAGGUGGCUGUGUUGGUGUGAGUCUGGCUUAUCACUUGGCCAAAGCAGGCAUGAAAGACGUGGUCCUCCUGGAGAAAUCGGAGCUCACUGCUGGAUCUACCUGGCACGCAGCAGGUUUAACAACUUACUUUCAUCCUGGAAUAAACUUAAAGAAAAUACAUUAUGAUAGCAUCAAACUUUAUGAGAAACUGGAAGAAGAAACCGGACAGGUGGUGGGAUUCCAUCAGCCAGGUAGUAUCAGAAUUGCUACAACUCCUGUAAGGGUAGAUGAAUUUAAAUAUCAAAUGACUCGGACUGGCUGGCAUGCAACGGAACAGUAUAUUAUUGAACCUGAAAAAAUACAAGAGAUGUUUCCUUUACUCAACAUGAAUAAGAUUUUAGCUGGACUGUAUAAUCCUGGAGAUGGUCACAUUGAUCCUUACUCUCUAACUAUGGCCCUGGCUGCUGGGGCUAGGAAAUAUGGUGCCCUUUUAAAAUAUCCUGCACCGGUGACUUCUCUGAAACCCAAGUCAGAUGGAACAUGGGAUGUUGAAACACCACAGGGAUCUAUGAGAGCAAAUAGAAUUGUGAAUGCUGCAGGGUUUUGGGCUCGUGAAGUAGGUAAGAUGGUUGGACUAGAACAUCCUCUCAUUCCGGUUCAGCAUCAGUAUGUUGUCACAUCCACCAUCCCUGAAGUGAAAGCUUUAAAGCGAGAACUCCCGGUGCUCCGUGACCUGGAAGGAUCUUAUUACCUCCGACAGGAAAGGGAUGGGCUUUUGUUUGGUCCAUAUGAAAGUCAAGAGAAAAUGAAAGUUCAGGACUCAUGGGUCACCAGUGGAGUUCCUCCAGGUUUUGGAAAGGAGCUCUUUGAGUCUGAUCUAGACCGAAUCAUGGAACACGUUGAGGCUGCCAUGGAAAUGGUUCCAGUCUUGAAGAAGGCUGACAUCAUCAAUAUCGUCAAUGGUCCUAUCACCUAUUCUCCUGACAUUCUGCCCAUGGUAGGGCCCCAUCAGGGGGUCAGAAACUACUGGGUGGCUAUAGGCUUUGGGUAUGGCAUAAUCCAUGCUGGUGGGGUAGGGAAAUAUCUCAGUGACUGGAUCCUGCAUGGAGAACCUCCUUUUGAUCUGAUAGAAUUGGAUCCCAAUCGCUAUGGCAAAUGGACAACAACUCAGUACACCGAGGCCAAAGCAAGAGAGUCAUAUGGAUUCAACAAUAUUGUUGGUUACCCUAAAGAAGAACGGUUUGCCGGGAGGCCAACUCAGCGAGUCAGUGGGCUUUAUAAAACCCUGGAGCCUAAGUGUUCCAUGGGGUUCCAUGCAGGCUGGGAGCAGCCACACUGGUUCUAUAAACCAGGCCAGGACACUGGGUACAGGCCAAGUUUUCACCGCACAAACUGGUUUGAUCCUGUGGGCUCUGAGUAUAAACAGGUUAUGCAAAGAGUAGGGGUGAUUGACCUGUCACCAUUUGGCAAGUUUAAUAUCAAAGGCCAAGACUCCAUUAGAUUGUUGGACCAUCUCUUUGCAAAUGUCAUUCCCAAGGUGGGUUUUACAAAUAUAAGUCACAUGUUAACACCAAAAGGUCAAGUAUAUGCUGAGUUGACAGUUUCUCACCAGUCUCCUGGGCAGUUUCUAUUAAUAACUGGUUCUGGAUCAGAACUUCAUGAUCUUAGAUGGAUUGAAGAAGAGGCUGUCAAAGGUGGAUAUGAUGUUGAAAUUAAAAACAUAACCGAUGAGCUUGGAGUCCUUGGCGUCGCAGGGCCACAUGCAAGAAAGGUCCUUCAGAAACUGACCUCUGAAGAUCUUAGUGAUGAUAUUUUCAAGUUUCUUCAGACCAAGUCUUUAAAGGUUUCCAACAUUCCUGUCACUGCUAUCAGGAUAUCUUAUACUGGUGAGCUGGGUUGGGAGCUGUACCACAGACGAGAAGAUUCUGCGGCACUUUAUGACAUUAUCAUGAAUGCAGGCCAGAAAGAGGGAAUUGACAACUUUGGAACCUAUGCCAUGAAUGCCUUAAGACUGGAGAAAGCUUUCAGAGCCUGGGGGUCAGAGAUGAACUGUGAUACAAAUCCCUUGGAAGCUGGACUGCAAUAUUUUGUAAAGCUAAAUAAGCCAGCAGACUUCAUAGGAAAGCAAGCACUGAAACAGAUUAAAGCCAAGGGGCUGAAACGGAGACUGGUCUGCCUCACCUUGGCAACGGACGAUGUUGAUCCGGAGGGAAAUGAAAGCAUCUGGUAUGAUGGCAAGGUGGUUGGCAACACGACCUCCGGAAGCUACAGUUACAGCAUCCAGAAGAGUCUGGCUUUCGCGUACGUCCCUGUAGAGCUAAGUAAAGUGGGACAACAAGUGGAAGUUGAACUAUUAGGCAAAAAUUACUCAGCAACCGUCAUAAAAGAACCCUUGGUGUUGACGGAACCAAUCAGAAACCAACUUCAGAAAAAAGGUGGAAAGGACAAAAUUUGAAAAGACUUUGAGCAGGCAACUGAAUUAUGGUUGCUAUAUGAUUGCACUGAAAAUUAUAACUGAUUUGCUGGGGAAUAAGGGAAACCAAAAAAUUUAUUUCAAAAUCAUCAGAAUCUUAAAACCGUUCUCUUGUUUUCUAAGCAAGAUAGAAUAAUGCAUGA
Messenger RNA from Balaenoptera ricei (Rice's whale), 3120 nucleotides. It is a transcript of the gene DMGDH, whose product is annotated as dimethylglycine dehydrogenase. Lineage: Eukaryota; Metazoa; Chordata; Mammalia; Artiodactyla; Balaenopteridae. The transcript has 17 exons. Bases 374 to 2959 code for a protein of 861 amino acids. Gene Ontology annotation, molecular function: protein binding; dimethylglycine dehydrogenase activity. The record is from RefSeq and is a predicted model, not a curated record. Gene Ontology annotation, cellular component: mitochondrial matrix; cytoplasm; mitochondrion.